Messenger RNA from Cladophialophora bantiana CBS 173.52, 615 nucleotides. RefSeq lists its product as uncharacterized. The transcript has 3 exons. Gene Ontology annotation, biological process: cellular response to oxidative stress. The record is from RefSeq and is a predicted model, not a curated record. NCBI's taxonomy places the organism in Eukaryota, Fungi, Ascomycota, Eurotiomycetes, Chaetothyriales, Herpotrichiellaceae. The coding region runs from base 1 to 615 and encodes 204 amino acids.
AUGGGCGGAUCCGACACAUUCUUGGACCUCGUCAAGGGCCGCCGCUCCAUCUACAGUCUGUCGGCUGAGUCCACCGUCCCGGAUUCCAAGAUCGAAGAGAUUGUCAAAUUCGCCGUCACAUGGGCGCCCUCGACAUACAAUGUGCAAUCGGCCCGUGCGGUGGUUCUGUUCAAGGAGAACCACGCAAAACUCUGGGACAUCGUCAAGAAGCACAUGGACCAGGUGCCUCUGGACGAGGGGAUGAGAGCGUACAUGGAUGGUCGAAUUGCCGGAUGGAAGGGCAGUUAUGGGACGGUGAUGUGGUUUGAGGAUCAGGCGGCGUUGGAUGCGUUGGGAGAGAAGAACGCCAUGGUCAAGCCCAUGUUGACUGAAUGGUCUGAUCAUUCCACUGGCAUGCAUCAAUUUAUCGUCUGGACUGCUCUCGAAGCCGAGGGCCUGGGCGCCAACCUCCAACACUUCAACUUCCACCCCGGCAUCACGGCCGACAUCAAGUCAACUUUCAAUAUCCCCGAGUCGUGGAAACUGAAGGCUCAAUUGGUGUUCGGCAAGCCCACGGGCGGACCACAGGACAAGACGUUCGAGCCGCUGGAGAAGAGAGUUGUCGUGAAGUCGUAA